Molecule: messenger RNA, 3861 nt
Organism: Mycena indigotica
Lineage: Eukaryota; Fungi; Basidiomycota; Agaricomycetes; Agaricales; Mycenaceae
Exons: 12
Coding region: 1-3861 (1286 amino acids)
Source: RefSeq, a predicted model, not a curated record
AUGCCCAAAUCGAAAUUUGCAUGCGAACUUUGCCACAAACCGCUUCGCAAUCUGGGCGAGGCAAAAGCUGUUCAUGACCGAACCUGUCCAGGCUUCAAAGCCUUGCACAUUCAAUCUGUGGCGCAUAUCCAUCAACAUCUUCGAAACGCAGCACAAGCCCCUCCGUUACAUGCAGACCCAGUCGGGGCUGUCGAAGUCCCACAGAUGGUAGUGCAGGAGAGCGAGGCUCCUGUCCUUCGCCCAAGUGGUCUUCCAAAUCGUCGUCGUCGUGCUCCAGCCAAGUUGAAGGAUGCUGCUCCCCCCCCACCACCAAGAAUUCGCGGGCCGCAGAAGUGGAUUCGCACUGAAAUCGAUGCUUUUGGACUUUAUAAGGUUUAUCCCCAACGUCCAACCCAUGACCCUGACUCGCACAUCACAUCCCAAGAACUUUACAAAGUCGAAAACCCAGCUGUAGUGGGACUAGACAACUUCCCGUUGCCGAAAGAGCCGUGGUUCUACCCUUUCCCCAACGCGUCAGUUGCACACAUGAUCAAGUACCAUAUCGAGGAAGAUCACGCGGGAUCCAUCGGCGCCUUUGACCGACUUGUGCAAAAUGUUUUACAGCCUAACGAGGAGGCUCAAUCGGACGGGGUCGAUCUGCGUGAACUUCCCAUGCCGUUUUCAACAAAAAAGUUCCUUGACGAUCUCGAUAAGAAAGGGAUCGAGCCUUUGGGUAUAACUGAGAAAUGGAAACAGGGUAGUGUUGCUCUGAAGCUGCCUUGUGUGGGUCGAGAGCAGAAAGAAUCGGCAGCCCCGGAAUUCAUGAUCACAGAUAUUCAUUACCGUCCACUUCUCGAUCCUAUCAAGGAAGUUCUUCAAGGUCCUCUCUUCCAGAAAUUUCAUACGACCCCAUUCUCUUUGCGAUUCAUCCCCACAACAGAUGAUAUCCCGCUCCCUCAUGCUGACGCUGAACUCGAUUCCAAUAUUUGGGGACUGCCAAAUCUUCCUGCUGGUCAUGAAGAGGUAUUUGGAGAGGUCUAUUCAUCAGCGGCGAUGCUGGAAGCAUACGACGCGAUCCCGCAACCUCCACCCCCUCAAUCACCAGAUGAUCCUGUGGAGAGUAUUGUCGUUGCUCUCAUGGAAUGGUCUGACGCCACCCAUCUCGCUCAAUUUGGCACGGCUUCGCUCUGGCCCGGUUAUACAUUCUUCGGCAAUCAUCCCAAAGAUUUCAGAGGUAAACCGUCUUCGAACGCAGGUUUCCAUCAAGUGUAUUUCCCGAGUCUUCCCGACGCGAUACAUGAUGCAUACCGCCAACAUUACAGCUGUGAUAUGCCCGACGAGGUCUUCACUCACCUUAAGCGUGACCUAAUGCAUCGCAUCUGGGACCUUUUGCUCGAUGACGACUUCAUGGACGCGUACAAGAACGGUAUCAAAAUCAAAUGUUGGGACGGCAUUGUCCGUCUGGUCUUCCCUCGCUUUUUCAUCUAUGGCGCGGAUUAUCCUGAAAAAGUUCUACUUGCUACUAUCCGAAGCAUGGGUGGCUGUCCAUGCCCUCGUUGCUUCAUUCAGAAACACCAAAUCGCCGAGACUGGCACAGUCAAUGAUAUGAAGCGACGAGAAGUCAUUCGUGUUGAUGACCACCCUCGGAGAUCAACCAUCGAGGAUGCGCGCAGAGCUAUCUUUGAGAAUGGUUCUGCUGUUGCGGGCUCUUCCAUCAACAGGAUGCUCCAAGCCAAGUCUUGGGUUCCGGUUCGGAAUGCGUUCUCCAAACUCAACACUGAGACAACAACCUUCAACUUUUAUACAAUGUUCGUCCCAGACCUCCUGCAUGAAGUCGAAUUGGGAGUGGUCAAGGCAAUCCUCACUCAUCUGAUUUGCAUGCUGCAAACCUUCAAGAACGUCGGAGAAUUUGAUUCACGAUUCCGCCAAGUAGGAACAUUUGGGCGGUCGGUGAUACGUUCCUUCGGCAGCAAUGUUUCUGCAAUGAAAUAUGCAGCUGCGAGAAACUUCGAGGAUGUUUUACAGUGUAUACUCCCCGUCAUCGAGGGAUUAUUUCCUGAUCACCAACGUCUUAUCGAUCAACUGUGCUUCGAGCUAGCAGUGUGGCAUGGAUAUGCCAAACUACGCAUGCAUACGACCUCCACUGUCGAAAUCUUCCGAACUGCUACUAAGGAUUUGCUUACCUCCAUUCGACGCUUCGCCCGUGAAACUGCAAGUGUAAAAACAUACGAGCUGCCUCGAGAGGAGCGGCAACGAACAAAGAAAGCAGCCAAGAAAGCGGCAACACUUGACCAGCAGGCUCCUGUGCCGGAAUCCCAGCCCACCGCUUCAGUCAACGACGCCCAGUCCAAACCCAAACCCAAACCCAAACCCAAACCCAAACCCAAACCCAAAUCCAAAACUACAUCCAAAUUCACAACCAAAUCCGCACCCGUACCCCCGCCUGUAUCCCUGCCUGUACCCCCGCCUGCGCCCCCGCCUGCGCCUGUACCCCCGCCUGCACCCGCACCCUCCACUACACCAGACGUGUCAGCUACUACGGCAUCAACAUCCCUUGAAGAUCCCAGUCCCGUACUCGUUACCACAUCUACGCGACCUCGAGAAAAAAUAGAAAAACCAUUCAACAUGAUCACUUACAAAUUGCACUCAUUGCCCGACUACCCGGAUUCCAUUCUGCGAUUCGGAACCACAGACUCCACCUCAACCCAAAAUGGAGAGUUAGCUCAUCGGCUCGUGAAACUGCUCUACCGAAGGACAAAUAAACGUGAUCAUGUCCGGCAAAUCGCGAAACAUGAGCAUCGUCGACGUUUGAUCCGUGCGAUGUGGGAACGGCGCAAGUGGUACAAGGAUCGAGAGAAGACCACGACAACUAGCGCAACGGAAGGAACAGUCCACACCAACCAAGGCACUUCCAACACCAAUCAACAAGCUGGUCGCCGGCGGAAACUACAGUCCAGCUUGCGCCCGAAACCCCAUUCUUCCUAUGGCGCCUACGUGCCACCAGAACAACACCAUUAUAUAUCGGAUUCUCGAAGAUCCUUCUGGCGUCUUUCCGAUCUCGAGUUCGAUACAGACUCUGAUUCUGGUGGUGACGGGCCUGCUUUGGCUCGCAUGGAGAUUGAUAAGCAAGAUGACCCCGCCUUGAAAAAUUUUGUUCUUAAUUUGAAGGCUCAUUUGCGCUGUCGCCUACUCGACUUGGAAGAGAGCGAUGACAUGCCGUUUAGCCAAGACGAUCUAAUCAAGGUUGUCAUCGAGAAGGAAUUACUCUACACUCACGCGACAAUGCGGGUGAAUUAUACGACAUACGAUGUUCGAAGGGAUCAAGACAUGUUGAACCCACGUACACGAAAGUUCUUCAUGGUUCACGCGCAGGAUUCCGUAGACCCCCACCGCUUUUGGUAUGGGGAAAUCCUGGGUAUAUUUCAUGCAUAUGCGUCUCUUCUGGACCAGCCGGGCAAACCAAAGCGCCUUGAAUUCCUUUGGGUGCGAUGGUUCCAACGAGAUAUGACAUAUUUGUGUGGUUUCAAGGCGAAACGGCUACCUCGAUUGUGUUACAUGCCCCACCAAAGCGAAAUUGCCUUUGGCUUCCUGGACCCGCAAGUUGUUGUUCGUGGGUGCCAUUUGAUUCCUGCCUUCAGCCAUGGACGCACAACCGAAUAUCUACCGAAAUCAAUCGCUCGCCCUGAAGCAGCAUCGGAUCAAGACUGGCGGUUUUAUUAUGUGAACAUGUUGUCGAUCGAGACAUGCUUAUGCGAUACCACAGUAAUGUGGUUGGCCAUCGCAGUGCUGCACCGAAUGUGGAUCAAGAUGUCCCCAUGCUUGAUGUACCCAACGAAGCUACUGCUGAUCAGCAAGAUGUCCUGCUCGGGGAUCAACUGGUGA